CGGAAACGUGAGGAGCGCAGCGCGGGCUCCUCUCUUCAGACUGUCUCUGUCUGCAGGAGCGACGCAGGACGAGCGGGGAUGAGUUCGUGCAGCAGGAGCUGAGAGCCGGCCCAGGAAGGAGACCAGUGAAGAUGUGGUGCACAGCUUGUGGCCAUCAGAUACUGGAAAAAACACCCAAAUUCUGCGGUGAAUGUGGCCAGAGGAUUUCUGUCCAACCUGCAGUCACAAAGGAAGCAGGGCACCAGCUGAAACCUUUGAUUACAGACUCAGAAAGUAACACUGAGAAAUCAGGAUCUCAGCAAGAUGACCAACACGUGGACAACAAAGAGUCCAACCGGCCAAAUGAUGAGAGCGUCAGUGACAUAAAGGAGCCUGACAGCACCGGCUCCAGUGUAGACCCGGUGGCAGCAGAGGAUACAGGACCACAGCAGUCUGGAAGUGAAGAGGAGCAAACGCAGACCUCAGAUGAUGACAGUGAACAGGAAGAUUCCAGCCCCAAAACACCACCACCCCCAACAAAGCCACCCAGACCCAGUCACACUGCACCUAGUGAGAGACUCAACAUUUACUUUCAUGCAGUUCUCUCCAAGGAUUUCAAAUUUGUUCCAGGAGUGGAUCGCGUCUUUGUCAACAUGGUUUCCUCCAGUGGACAAUGGGAGGAAGAAGCAGUUGAACUGUCUGUGAAAAGGAACCUUCAAGAACAUGGGUUUCUUAUUGAAGGCUGUUUGAAAACAACCAAAAGUCAAGUGUCUAAGUCGAUCCCAUACAAAUAUUUUGUCUACAGAACCAAAAAUUGUUUGUAUACGUAUGAGUACAUAUACAAGCCAGAUUCCACACAACCCACCAACAGAUGUUUGUUUGUGAAAGAACACCUCAUCAAUGACAGUGGGGACUGGCAUCAAUAUGACGACAUCAUCUGUGCACCGCCGUCAAAAAACGUUGUUAAACGUGCUUGGGAUAACUUGUGGUCAGAACAAAGAAAAAGCUUGAUUCAAGGCAAAGAGAUUGCAGGGAGGAUAAUGCUGGGCACCAUUUUUGAUAUUCUUCGUGACUGGACUGAGACUAACUUGAGAAGUUUCAUCAGCCAGCUGUAUCAGUUUUUUCAGGUUUAUAAAGACCCAUAUGUGUAUGAAGAGAGACCAAAGAAAUGGAGCAGUUUGAACUAUGGUGAAGAAAAUGUAACGGAUUUGUUGAAAGACUUCAUGCUGACAGUAGUGAUUCCUCAGCUCAGUGACAGAAACAGGAAAAGUUACUUCAUUCAGGACGACUUCAAAGCAGCAUUGAUCAUGCUGCAUGUACGGGGACAGUAUCGCAUCAAGCUCUACAGAAGUGAGCUUCAACAGCUCUGUGCCAUGCUCUGCUUACCGAAGCUGGAGAAGGAUCGCUUCCUUCAGUUCUGGGAAGAUUUUUCCAAAGAGGUUUCUCUUAUCAGGAGUUUGCCAGAGACCUUGGUGAAUGUGAUAAACAUUGUGAAAAAAGAAAACAUGCCUGAAUGGAUCAUGGCACUCCCACUUCUCCACCUGCUGAAAGGCACCACAAAGCCCUUUGAAAGACCACCGCCUGGAAACCCCCAGAUCUUCUUAUCCUGGGCAGGUCUGCAAGGCAUUGACAUUGGUCCCUCGCGUAACAUGAGCAGUCAAGACAGAAGGACACUGCUAAAGGUGAUGACAAACAACAGUCACCUGGUGGAGGUGGAUCCUCUUUCAGUCCGUUCCUGCUUGUACUUCAUGUCUCUUGAUGAACUGAGGGAUUGUAGCUCAAACUUCAAAGCUGAGCUUUUGGACAUACUUGAAGUUUUCACUAAGGAUGCUCCUGCAGAAAUUACUGCUAAUUCUCAUGAGGCAGUAUCUGGCCUUCUUUCACACAUCAAGGAAAAUCUUGAUCAAGAACGAUACAGUCAUUUUACAGAGGCUUACAGGAGAGACUGCCUUUCAGCAGCAGUGAGGCUGUUAGACAAGAUUUGCAAAGGGGUGAAACCAACAACAUCCACCCAAAACUACCCUGAUAUCCCAGUUCAAUGCAUGCAUCUGGUUGCAUCUGUAACGGACUUUGUUCAGUGUAACAAGCAACCGGAAAGCCGAGAACAAGACGGAGUACAGCAACAUGUGAGAGAACUGGUGAUUUCUCAGGCAAUGAGCAUAAUGAGAGACUGGAUGAGUCGGUCAUUUAAACAGUUACUUGCCAAGGGACUCGCAUCCCUGUUCCAGGCAAAGGCAACAGAGCAGUUUGAAACGUGGAACAACGUGAUCUCAAUCAGUUUCAAAGAUCAAGGUUUCACAGCAGAGUGGAAGCAGACAUUCAAAAUGGAUUUUGAGGGUAAAUACAAGCAGGAAUCAUAUCAGGAUCAAAUUGAUUUCUAUUGUAACAAUAUAGAAGUGCUGAAAGAUUCCCGUCCACAUGUUGCUACAACUGUUGAGAAAUGUGCUCUCGAAGCUGUUACACAUUUGUGCCAGACAAAGUCUGAGGGCAGAAUUCUUGAGGAAUUUAAGAUAGAUCUUAAUUUUGGAAAGCUUGCCUCAGCAUUUAUCCAAAAGUCCUGGUCACUGAACAGCCAAGGAAAAUACCAGGAGGAUGAAGAAGUGGUUCUUCAUCAUCUACUCUCCUGGACAGCUGCCAAAGACAUUUUCCAACUACAUGGUGCGGAUCAUAAACUAGCUGAGCAACUCUCUCAAGAUGCCAGAGACAUAAUUACCAUCGCCAUCUCAUCAUUCAUAGAAAUAACAGAUCAACUGGUCCAAGGGAACCUCAAAAUCAGCCUACUCAAAAUCAUUCUGGAGAGAAAAGACGUCUUCUUAGCACUGAUAAAGACUGACUUUCUUUCUGACAAUGAAAGCUACAAAGAUAAUGAGAAGAUGAAGUGGCUUUUGAAGUGCAGACAUGACGAAUUGGAAUCUAUUUACCAUGAAAAGGAGCUUGUGGAUGUUCUCCUAACUAUGAGCCAUAAACUUGAGGAACAUAUGACAGUUGAUGUAGCUGACAUCAAGCUAAAACAGCAAGUCAACAUUGAGUGUGCAUCAUUGAAUGACUUCAUGGAGGUUCAUCGAUAUGAUCAACGGCAGCCUGAAAUGGCUGGUGUUGUUACCUACUUUAGUCUCGAUGAAGAAAUCAGAGAGAUGGCAGAGGUCCUGCACAAAUUCAGAGACAGCUAUGUGUUCAAAAAGUGUUGGGACCAACAAGCCAAACUCCUGGCUGAGGAUAAAGUGGAAGAUGAUCCUGAUGAACCUCAAGUAGCAGACAUUAUGGCAACACUAGAAACGAUCCAUGAAGAAAUUUUCACGAGUUGCUUUGACCAUUUCAAAGAUAUCUACGCUCGUUUGCGGGAUGGAACCAUAAGACUUGAAGAAGUCAACCAACUUUUCAGAGAUUUCAAAGGCAAAUACAAAAAACUUGCACAGGACUUGGACAUUAUGUGCAAAGUUGACAACUCCAAUGACAAGCGGUGGAUUCUCAGCAGGAUGCAGCAGAUUGAGCAGUACCAUGAGCUUCAACUUGCUGUGGAUUCAGCUGAGAUUAUCAUGAUGGUCAAAGAUACGCUUUGUCUUCAAGGAGACUUCAGAGUUCUGGAGACACUAACAGAAGUUAAUCAUGCAGACUUUCAGAAAGAGCAGCUCCAAAGGAUUGACAAGGACUUGAUGCAGGCAAAGAUGGUCCUUGUAGACAUCACUGAGCCACGUAGACUAUGUCUGCAAGAGCUGGGAUAUCAAGGACAUUUUGUAAAAUGGGUGAAAAAUGCACUUGAAGAUAUUAAUGAGUUGAAGGUGUUUGUUGACCUGACUUUGAUCUCUGCUGGAGAGAAUGACGUGGAUGUGGAUCGUGUCACUUGCUUCCAUGAUGCAGUCCUUGGUUAUUCCUCAAUGCUUUAUGAGCUAAAACCAGACUCUGGGUUUGAUGCCUUCAUAGAAGUGAUCAAGAAGCUCUGGAGAGCUUUGGAGAACGACAACAACCUCCCAAAGAAACUGCGGGACAGUGCUCGUCAUCUGGAAUGGUUGAAGACUGUAAAGGACAGCCAUGGGUCAGUGGAGCGGUCGUCUCUCUCAUUAGCAUCAACCAUCAACCAUAAGGAUGGGAACAGUGUUGUGGACACCACAGCACUGCUGCGGAACUGUGUGCCGAGUGCAGUCAACAUGUUGGUGGACGAUGUGGAAAGUGGAAGUCGCAAUGCCCAAAGGGUCGAAAUUCUUCUGACUCUUCUGAGUGACAAUGAUGAAAUAAAAGGUAAAUUUCUGGAAACUGUCGAGAACCGUCUUCACUUGUUGACUCAAGAUGGCAACACUUUCUCAUCUGUCAAGAGCAACUGGGUCCUUAAAGAGGCCUCAAACAUUGAUGCCUUGCAAGAAGGAGGCACAUUCAGGCACACUUUAUCAAAGCAUCUUCAAGCUGCUGUUUCUCCUCUCUUGGCACAUCUUGUUUCCAUCAUUGACAGAGACCGAAACAUGGAUCUUCUGCUUGAUGGAAACAGUGGUGAAACUGUCAAAAAGCUGUGGUUGAAUAUAUUUGCCGAUGAUAAACUGCUGGAAAUGUCACACCGAACAAUCAAUCAAAACUCUGAGGCGAGAACAAUUCUUGUACAAAACUCCAUCACUCAAGACAGGAACAUGAGCUGCAGCAUGCCCUUCAGUUGGAGGAUCAAGGAUUUCUUGGAGGAACUCUGGGUUCACGCACUUCAAAAUGAAGGGCACACACAGCAGCAGUUUGAUGAGUUCUUUUGGAAAACGCCACUGGGUCGAUACAUAGCAGAAGCAGAUCCAGACAUGCAGAUGGAGUUUUUCCACCGCUACCUUAAGGACUUCAUCUGUAUGACAAUGACCGUCUCUUGUCAGGACGAUCUACAGCUUCUCUGUAAUGCCCUGAAUUGCUGCGUCAAUGAGAUGAAAGUGCAUCAAGAGGAAGCAGUGGUAUCUCUUCCAUGGGUCCAUGCUGCUUAUCACAAGUUCAAGAUCCGCCUGCAGAAUCUCUCCAGAAUGAUCUGCAUCGAGCCCCAAGUGACCCACGACCUGAGGAAUCUUGACAGAAAUAAGACUGAACUUGUACAUGAUGUGUACGCUGCCUUAUCAUGUGUGGAGCAUUUGGAGACCAAAAUUUUUUACAUUGAUGCUCAGAGACUGGCCUGGCUGAGGGACGUGAGGAGGCUCCAAGUGCCUAUUGAUUUGGUUUGCGCUGAAGACAGCGUGAGACAUUACGGAGCGAGGAGCAAGAUGCUUGCAAGCCGAAUUCAGGCAGGGUGGAAUCGGAUUUAUUCUCUCUCUCUCUUUGUGGAGCACAUGCUCUUUGGGAUGGAGGAGUUGGACAGGAAGCUGGCACCUUUAGUUUUGGAGAGCACACAAAGGCUUGGAAAGAUACUGGAAGAAAAUUCAGAUCUGAAAACUCAGCAGUCUUUUGAGGCGGUGAUUGAUUUGCUCAAAAACUACAAUGAUGAAGCUGUUCAGCGCAUCGGCAGGUUCGGUCUCACACAGUGCCCAGUCUGUAUGGGAGACCCCAAAGAUCCACUCUGCCUGCCAUGUGAACACAUCUUCUGUGUGGACUGCAUCAAGCAGUGGCUGGGACCUGAUCAGAUGUACUGUCCCCUCUGCAUGCAGCAGGUCAAUGAUGAUUUUCCUUUGGUUCCGACUAAAGUCAUAAGGAAAUCAGUAAACCUGCAUGCUCAGUUCAGGAAGCAGUGCAAUGCUUUCUUCAUCGACCUGGUGUCCACGGUGUGUUUCAAAGACAACUCUCCACCUUGUUCUGAAGUAAUUUUCCAUCUGCUGUCCUUUCUGAUGACGGAGGCCAGUCCUGUUCCCAUUCUUAGAGCAAAUUGGCAUGUUUUGACAAAGAUGCUCUCGACAUUUGAUGACUCUGUGGAUAAAAAUCCAGUCAUCCGGUCAGUGGUGCUCAAACUCCUUCUGAAGUACAGCUUCGAUGAAGUUAAAGACUACUUGCAGCAGCAUCUGAUGACAGUUGAGCAGAGCAACAUCUUAGAAGAUACUGACAAACUGGAGCUGUACUGCUUGUACAUCAACUGUCUGGAGGAUUCCAUGUUUGACAGACUACAGUUCAGAUCCGCUGCAGACCAGCAGGAAUACCUUCAGGAAGAAAGUCAUUUUCUGACUGAGUUCUUGCAGUCACAGUCUUCUGAAGCAGCAACUGUGGAGUUCUUUCAGCAGGUGACCAGAGUCCGUAUGGAUCUAGAUCUCUCUGCAAGUCUCUUUGUGGAAGAAAUGAGAGCUCCAGGGUCCAAGAUCGAAAGUGGAACCACAGCCUUCAUGACCAGUGUGGUGAACUUGUGCAGACGGAGUGGAAACGACUGGUAUCGGGUCUAUUUGAUCCGCAAGAUUUGCAGCCAACAUGGAGUGGAGUUUGUCCUAAAACUCCUCAAAGCGGAGGAGAUGCGCUGGCUUUGCCCUGAAGAAAUUCUGCAAAAGAAUGAAGAGGCUGUCCCUGUUGACCAGUAUCUUGUUUGUGGAGAAGAUUACAAAACAAUCAGAGAUGCUGUUGCAAAGGGAUUUUUGGAAGGCAAAACAGAUGAACUGGAUGAGGCUUGUGAGGGUUGCGGAUGCCCGCCGCAGUGGAAAACCAUUUACCUCUUGUUGGCACUCUACAGAGAAGUCACCACUCUCUACAGGGACACUAAUAUCAGCUUCUAUCCUAAACCUGAGCAAGUGGACGCCAUGCAGACUUACAUCCAGACAUCAAAAAUCCUUGCCAGCAAUGAAGCAAAGACCUUUGCUCAGUGUCUGGUGACCAACCAACUUGGGCCGCUGGUUCUUCCUCCUGGAGCCUCCAGUGCUGACUGUGUGUCGGUGGACUUAACUGUCCACUUGGCUGCUGUCCUGGUCUGUGCAAACCAGGGGAUCUUAGGUCCUCUGCUGCAGCUUGCAAAAACACCGGCCAACAUGCAGCAAGCUUUUUUGCCCACAAUGCCUGAAGACAUGUUGGCAGUGGCUCACCAGGCUUUAGGACCACUGCAGUGGUACCAGUGCCACAAUGGUCACCCAUGUACCAUUGGCGAGAGUGGAUCACCUAUGGAAAUAAGCACUUGCUUAGAUUGUGGCGUUCUGAUUGGAGGACGCAACCAAGCUGCUUUGAGAGGAUUUCUUCGUGUGAAUGUGCAAGGUGACCGCACUCAGACAGGCCACAUCCUUGGUGACCCCAGACGCAGACAGAAUCCAGACAUGCUGGACACCAAGAGCAUUUCAUCCGUUCCUUUCACCAUUAUCCGCAUGAUCACUCACAUGGCAAUGCUGCUUGGGGCCUACAGUCACCUACAGUCUAUCUCUGCUAUCAUCAAGCCUCCAGUCGGCGACACUGGAGCGUUCCUGCUUGCACACCUGAGAGAAGACAUGAAACAUCUCAUCAGGUCUCUGGGUAAAGGAACUGAUGAUACGAUCAGUGUUUUUCACCUGCUCAUCAACAGCCUACUGGAACCCCAACAGCAACAAAAAUGGCCUGUUCCUUACAAUGAUGUCCUGUCCACCAAAGAGGCUAGAAAUGGGUGGGAGGUGGAAAUAAGCAGCAUCAUCACCUCACAUCUAAAGCACUUGGACCGACAGUUAAAGGAAGUGAACGCAUUUGUUCAGGCAGACUCCUGUAUCGCUGCCACUUCAAUCAUGAAGUUAAUAUUUGGUGAUCCUCGUCUGUUCUUGGCUUCACUCCCCCCAAACUCUGUGAUCCACGGGUCUGCUGUGUGGACCUGCAGAGAGAAAGUGUCUCUGCUGAGCCUCACCCACAUUGUUGAGCAGAAUGAUGGCAAAGACACGCUGCCUGUACUCUGGAGGUUCCUGCACAAGGAGGCUGAGGUUCGACUGGUUAAACACCUUCCUGAUAUCCUCGCACUCCAGAAGAAUCUUUGUAAGAAGUUUCAAAACUUCGAAGUGACAUUUUUCUCCAUUGAAGAAUUUCUUCGCAGUCACGAAGCAGUUUCGCUUAAAGCCUGGUACAAGAAACACAUCCGAAUCUUCCUGACAACCUGGAACCAGCUCAGAGUUUCUCUGGAAACCAACGGUGAGAUUAAGAUCCCAGCUGAGUUCUGCCAGAAGGACCUGGACGUCAAAAGUGACUUCAGAGUGCUGCUACCGCAAAGACGAGGCCCAGGCCUCUGCUCCACAGCUCUCGUCAGCUACCUGAUUGCAUUGCACAACGACCUUAUCUACUGUGUUGACAAGAACACUGGAGAAGAAACCAGCUACAAAGUGAGCCCUGCAGAUCUGACUGACCUGCAUGUGAUUCAUUAUGAGAUGGAAAGAGACGUGAUGCCACUGAUUCUGGCCAACACCCAGUACAGCAUCGAGAGGGGUCAGGAGUACAACUUGCCCAAAAUCCAGCAGCAGAUCAUUUCCCGCUUCCUGCAGGGCAAACCUUUCAUCACUCUGAACGGAAUUCCAACGCUGGUCAACAGACAUGAUCGCAACUAUGAGAUCAUCCUUAAAGAUGUAAAAACCAAAAUCAGACAAGAACCUCUUCAGGCUCUCACCCUGGUUGCUGUGGCUGGAGAUCUGCGCUCCUACAGUGAUGUGUGUGAGGCCUUGCGCACGCUGGAAGUGGCCCUCGGUUUCCUCGCAAUGACUGGGGGAGAGCCGCACAUGCAGCUGUCUUGCUACCUGGAGGAGGUUCUGCAGAUGGGAAACCAGAUGGCUCAGCACGUCCUCAAGGCAUUGAGUGUGUGUUGUCUGAAGCACUGUGUGGCACUGUGGCAGCUGCUGGCCUCGCUCAAAUCAGAAAAUAUGCUCCAGCUCAAAAAGGAUCCAUUUCCAGAUUCGGAAGAGUACAAAAAGCCUCUCGGUGAAGAAGAACGCAGGCUGUUGGCAGGAUUUUUCUCAAAGAACAGAGCGGACGUUUUCCUUCUGGAGAUGCAUGAAUUCCUGGUGCUCGUGCUGAAAAAUCCAAAGGCACCUGAAACCGUCAGGCCUGACUGGAGUGUGGACGAAGCAUGUGGCUCCAAAAAAAAGAAGCUCACCUGGAAGUGUCAAAAACCUGCAAUAUCCCAGUUCAACAAGCUUGAAAGACACCUUGGUGGCUUACAUGGAGCGCAAAGACAUGGAUGUUCCUCCAGAAGUGGAAGAGCAUUUCCCAGAGGAGAUCACCCUGGCGCAUUACGUGGAAGCCUGGAAGUUCAUUGUGGACUUCAAGAACGAGCGUGGACAUCGACAAUGAAGAUCCCAUUAGUUAUUUUGCUUCUUGUGGAUUAAAAUCAAUCACUUCAUGUGAAGUUUAUGGCCUGAAGUAACAGUCCUGACAAUCCGUAUUUCUAUAUGUUCAUGAAGAAGAGACGUGCCUUUUCACUGAAUAGCAAUCAAUCCUUUCAAGACAAAAAGCAAUGUGAACUUUUCUGUGGUGUUUCAGAUCUUGCUUUGUGUUAUUUUGUAUUUCUUAAUCAUCAUGCGCAAAGUUUCUUCAUAGUACAGAAACAAAAAAAAACACAGUUCACUCAGGUAAAAAAUAGUGUGUGUAUCUUGAUCGAACUGCAUCUAAAUUUAACUUUACUUGCCUUAAUACAACAGGUAGUUUUUGUCAAUCAGGUGUUUCACUGUUGCCAUGCCAUGUGCAACUGUUGUUGCCUUUUACAUUCAUCACUUAGCUGUCUUUCAUUCCAUCUUUUUCAUUUGAUGUUAUUUUGAUGAGUGCUUCAGUUCUUCUAUGGAUCAUGUUUUCAAUUCUAAACUGUCUACAGUAAAGUGUAAAUCCAUUCACCGCUUUAUUUUUGUGAUCUACACUAAAUUUUCAAGAGCCUGAAGACUGGAAGGAUCACCAGUUAAUUACUUCUUAUUUACUCUCUACAUCACUGCCAACAUGCAGCAAAGGGUGUAUAUGAAGCAGUGUUCAGGAAAUGUCUACCUGAGAUUAAUGACUUUGUCUCUGAUCAGACUGGUAUGCAAAUAAGGAGAAGACAAGAAAACUUCCAAAGUACAGUUCUAAAUAAUGUAUGAGAAAUGUGAAAUUCUUACCAAGUGAAGUCCUGGAAUGUGCUGCACACACUUUUUUGGUCUGUGCUUAAAACACUGCUUUGGUUUUCUGUCAGUGCCAACACAAUACAUGAAAUAAUGCAAUUAAUUUGGACACAAAUGCAAGAGAUGAAUGAAAUAAUUGAAUAUGUGAAGUGUUUGAAAUAACCUUUCAAUAAAUGUCCACUUUUGCAGGUUUCUGUAUUUAUGUCAAUUAAAUGCUGAAAUAGUCCAAACCACACUGAACUACAGAUAUUUAUUUACAUAGAAAAUCUCCCCAUAAUUAUUGGUUACCUGUUAAGAUUUUAUAUUCCAUUGUAACCAAAUGAAGCAGUUUAGAACCCCAAUCCCCCACCUUGAGUGUGGAGGAUGUGGGUUUGAGUCCCAGGUUUCAGUAUAAUAACUUAUGCUGGUGACCUAUUAAAAAAAAAAAAAAAAAAAAAAAAAAAAAAACAGCCGAAUAAACACUGACUGCAGAUUUGUGUUUGAAUGCGACAAA
Salarias fasciatus (jewelled blenny) is the source of this 10413-nucleotide messenger RNA. RefSeq names its product E3 ubiquitin-protein ligase rnf213-alpha-like. Gene Ontology annotation, biological process: negative regulation of non-canonical Wnt signaling pathway; ubiquitin-dependent protein catabolic process; sprouting angiogenesis. The record is from RefSeq and is a predicted model, not a curated record. Gene Ontology annotation, molecular function: ubiquitin-protein transferase activity; ATP hydrolysis activity; metal ion binding. Lineage: Eukaryota; Metazoa; Chordata; Actinopteri; Blenniiformes; Blenniidae. The transcript has 57 exons. The coding region runs from base 132 to 9161 and encodes 3009 amino acids. Gene Ontology annotation, cellular component: membrane; cytosol; nucleolus.